AUGCAGGCCAAGGUGGAGAAAGAGAUGGGUGCUGCUCAAGGUAUUACAUUUAUGAAAUUGAUGUUUUAUAAGUCUAUGUUAAUUCUUGGCUUUUAUGCGGUGAAGGAAGGAUGGCAACUAUUGUGUAGUUUUGACAGAGCAGUUAUCAGCUACUUUGAUGUUAUUGGAGUAACUCUUUUCUUUAGCACAGCCCUGAGGACAUUGAAUGUUCAACUAGGAGAGACAUCAAGGUUGGCUUGGCUCAGGGUGGAGCUUGAUCCGUUGGCUCAUUCGGACGAUCUCUUGAAGAAGGCUUACAAUAGACCAGCUGAUGGAGUCAAUCAGUCUGCUUCAAAGUGGUUCAUAUCCAAGAACGCUAUUGUUUCUGGGCUCGGUCUUCUUGGACUUAAACAAGGACAAAGUGACUCUACAACCGAUGGUGAAGCCCCUCCCCCCAAGGCUCGGAGAAAGAGAAUUGUGAGGAAAAAGGUGGCAACAAGUUGA
Molecule: messenger RNA, 483 nt
Organism: Fraxinus pennsylvanica
Lineage: Eukaryota; Viridiplantae; Streptophyta; Magnoliopsida; Lamiales; Oleaceae
Source: the annotation of a GenBank genome assembly